Molecule: messenger RNA, 1347 nt
Organism: Spinacia oleracea (spinach)
Lineage: Eukaryota; Viridiplantae; Streptophyta; Magnoliopsida; Caryophyllales; Amaranthaceae
Product: rhodanese-like domain-containing protein 4A, chloroplastic
Exons: 4
Coding region: 94-969 (291 amino acids)
Source: RefSeq, a predicted model, not a curated record
AUAACGUCAUAUCUUUUGGCCAUCUCCACUCCACACACACACACUUCAUUUCUAAUCUCUCCUCUCUCUUUCUCUCUUCACACCCACUCUUCAAUGGAGUCUCUUUCGCUCUGUUUAUCCUCCUCUUCCCCAAUCUUCAAACCCCACAAAAUCAUCUCAAAAACCCCACCAAAUUCUCUCCAACUCCCAAUUCCUUCACCCUCUAACAAUUCCCAUGGAAAUCGAAUUUCAACCUUUGUACAUUCUCUCACCUCAAAAACCUCCCUAAAACCCCAAUUUUAUCUCCCAAUUUUGAUGGGUUUUCUCCCUUCGUACCCCUCUUUUGCAUCCGAAAUUGCAGACCCAUCUGGGCGAAUCUCUGCUAGAAUCAACCUUGAAUCAAUUCUGGUUUCAAUUGAUGAUUUUUUUAACAAAUACCCUUAUUUUGUUGCUGGGGUUACCUUCAUUUGGCUGAUAGCACUUCCUUUAGCUGAAGAAUAUCUGAAAAAGUACAAGUAUGUAACUGCCCUUACUGCAUUUAAGAAAUUGCGGGAUGAUUCUAGUAUUCAAUUAUUGGAUAUUAGGGAUGAAAAGAGUUUAGGGUUUCUGGGUUCCCCUAAUUUGAGGAUGUUUAAGAAGGAUGUGGUUCAAGUCACUUUUAAUGAAAGUGAUGAAGAUGGGUUUUUGAAGAAAGUUCUGGAAAAAUUUGCUGAUCCUAGCAACACCAGUGUUUGCAUUGUGGACAAUUUUGAUGGUAAUUCAAUCAAAGUGGCCGAAUUUUUGGUGAAGAAUGGCUUUAAGGAGGCGUAUGCAAUCAAGGGUGGUGUCAGUGGCAAGAAUGGAUGGAGGGAGAUUCAACAGGAAUUUCUUCCACCAUCUGUACACGUCUACCCUAAAAAGAAGGCCAAAAAAUCACAACAACGCGAAAGCAAUGGUGCUGCUAAUCAACCUGAUAUAGAUCAAGUACAAACUGCCACUUCCGAGAAGUGACACAAGACACAACUUUUGGUGAUUACAUAUACUUUGCUUAAACUGGAGCAAGGCUUGAAAGGGUGGUGUGAUUGUUGGACAUGGAAUGCAGCUGAAGGCAAUCCAAUCCAAUCCAAUCCCAGUGUAUGCGCCUAUGCGGGAGAAUCCUGAUUGUAGUAAUUGUUUCCCAGCUCUGUUCUGCUUGAGUUUGAUCUCAGUUUUGACGGUAAGAACAAACAAGUCCUUUGUAUUAUGAAAAUAUAUAUAUAUUGUAUCCUACGAGGAACCUAUGUGUAUGCAAUGUAAAUGUUAAGAGCCUUGUAUAGAGUUGGAGGGCUAUUUAUAUUUGUGACAAUCUUGGAUAUUGCAUUUUCUGUAAUCAACCUUAUUACUUUUAGA